AUGUAUGCACUCACCCUAGCCGGGAUACCCAUCUCAAUCGGCGCAAACGAGGCCGUCCACCAACAACGCCUUCUCGACGAAGAAGCCGAGACAGACGAGCGACAGGAGGAAUUCUACCUGGAUGUAUUCUGCGAUGCGAAGAGCAGGAAGAAAGAUGAGGUGAAUGGUGCGAUUGUGGUCUUGAAGGACGGAAAGGUCCGUCUAUGGCCCAAGAACCCAGACACAAACCUACCGAGAGACGAUCCAAACGGCGGCGACACACCUCACCCCUUCACAGGCUUCUACCUCCCCUUCCCAAGCGAAGACCUCCCUCACAGACUCAUUCCCUCAGCCCCGAUCCUCGGGCUCGUCAGCACCGUGCCGCCCUCUCCAUCCACCACGUCUUCUUCUCCCUCUCCUUCCUCCUCGCCGACGCCGAAACCAAAGUCAAAAGCGAACCAGAAAACUAAACCAAAGCUAAAUUGGCUCUACGUCGACAAACAGACUCGCGAAGUCAAAUACGGGCCUCGCGCAGAGGCAAAGUGGCACAGGGUGGGACACUGGGACUGGACAGUCGACGACGAACAAGGUAUCACACUAGAAGGGGAAGAGUGUCUAGUUGCUGUCGAGGAGAAGAGGGGCGGGUAUGAUUGGGCUAUAUACUGGGACCGCGAGGACGAUGCGUUGAAGGGGGUGGGGAUUGGGGCGGAAAAGAGAGUGCUGAGGUGUAGUCUGGAGCGCAGACUUGUGCGGGAAAAGCCGAUACGGGGGUUAGACGAAGAGGAGGACUAG
Molecule: messenger RNA, 771 nt
Organism: Cucurbitaria berberidis CBS 394.84
Lineage: Eukaryota; Fungi; Ascomycota; Dothideomycetes; Pleosporales; Cucurbitariaceae
Exons: 2
Coding region: 1-771 (256 amino acids)
Source: RefSeq, a predicted model, not a curated record